GAUGUAACACACAGAAGAUUCCGGACUACUAAAGGUCGACACCACUAGCUGCUAAUCAGAAGCGUCUAGUUUUAACAGCCAGAAAACUCACAAAUAAUACUAAUAAUUUAAAAAUGCCGAGAGGAAGCAGAAGCCGGACAUCCCGGAUGGCCCCUCCAGCCAGCCGGGCUCCACCAUCACCACCACCUAUGGCCAGGGCUGCACCCCCUCCCUCCUACGCCCCGGCUCCAACGCAUGCUCCUCCGUCUGCUGUGGGUGCUCCAGCUGCAGCACCCAGGCAGCCCGGUAUGUUCGCCCAGAUGGCAACGACAGCCGCUGGCGUGGCGGUGGGCUCUGCAGUAGGACACACCCUCGGCCACGCCAUGACUGGAGGCUUCGGUGGAGGGGGCUCGGAGCCUGCCAAGCCUGACGUAACGUACCAGGAGCCGUACCAGCAGCAGCCGCAAUCCAUGUACCAGCAGCAGCCAAUGUACCAGCAGCAGCCCAUGUACCAGCAGCAGCCGCAGUCCAUGUUCCAGCAGGAGGCUCCUCCACAGGCCUGUUCAUAUGAGCUGAAACAGUUCAUCGAGUGUGCCCAAAACCAGAGCGACCUCAAGCUCUGCGAGGGCUUCAGCGAGGUGCUGAAACAGUGCAAGUUCUCUAAUGGUCUGUCAUGAGACAGAGACAAAAACCUGAAGAGUGAAAAUCGCACACACACAGAAGCAACCACGCUGGAUGAAUAUUAGGAGUUAAUUAAUAAAAUCAAUAAACAUGCUUUAAUUUGACAGUUUAUUUUCAUCAGACUUGUGUUCAUUCUCAGGACAGUUUGUAAUAAUAGUGUUAUAAAUACUGUUUAUAUAUUUUGCUGCAUGUUGAUUUCAGUUGUCAGUUGUUUUUUUUUAGUUUCAGUGCAUUUUGAUUUAAAUUUAACUCCAUUUGUAGAUCAUGGUAACUUGUAGGACCUCCAGGUUCCACCUGUCUGGAGUAUGGAUGGCUGCAUUCUGUUUGCAACAUGUUUAGAUUUCAAAAUAAUAAAAAUAAUAAAGCACUUAAUUUAUCAAA
Messenger RNA from Centropristis striata (black sea bass), 1041 nucleotides. It is a transcript of the gene chchd2, whose product is annotated as coiled-coil-helix-coiled-coil-helix domain containing 2. Gene Ontology annotation, molecular function: sequence-specific DNA binding. Gene Ontology annotation, biological process: mitochondrion organization; positive regulation of transcription by RNA polymerase II. Gene Ontology annotation, cellular component: nucleus; mitochondrion. The record is from RefSeq and is a predicted model, not a curated record. Bases 114 to 656 code for a protein of 180 amino acids. The transcript has 4 exons. Lineage: Eukaryota; Metazoa; Chordata; Actinopteri; Perciformes; Serranidae.